Molecule: messenger RNA, 1710 nt
Organism: Planococcus citri (citrus mealybug)
Lineage: Eukaryota; Metazoa; Arthropoda; Insecta; Hemiptera; Pseudococcidae
Product: UDP-glucosyltransferase 2-like
Exons: 6
Coding region: 128-1702 (524 amino acids)
Molecular function (GO): UDP-glycosyltransferase activity
Source: RefSeq, a predicted model, not a curated record
GAAAAAAAAUUUUCAUCUAAUUUUAGAGUUGGCUUCAUUUUCAAAUAAAGAUCGUGCCAGAGAAAACCACCAACAGUGCGCGACUGUAGAAUUUUCUAGUGAAACCAAAAUAUGAUUUGGGAUUGAAAUGGGAAUCGUAUUCCAAUCAAUAUGCUGUUUUUUAAUAUUAUUCAUGACCUGUAUAAAUGGAUUCAGAAUUUUGGGAAUAUUCCCCCUAACGGCCAAAAGUCACUUCACUUUUCAUAAUGCCAUCAUGAGAAGCUUAAUGGAAGCUGGCCACGAAGUCACCGUUGUCACCUCGUUUCCAGAUCAGGCAGCAUUGGAAAAUUACACGUCUAUCAUCGAUACAUCGGAUCAUGAAUUCUUCUAUGUAGGACAACCGUUUGAUUUCCUCGCCACACAGAAUGUUUUCUCCAAUUUGGACAAUAUUAAAGAAACCGAGGCUUUGUUUUGCUAUAAAAUCAUGAAUCAUCCUCAAAUUCAGGCUAUAUUCACUUCGAAAGAAAAACUAUACGACGUCCUAUUCGUAGAGCUACUGCUACUUUACAAAUGUUUCCUGCCAAUAGCCGAAAAACUGAACAUACCGGUCAUCGGAACACUCAGCGUGAAACAAUGGCAAGACGCCGACCACGCCAUCGGUAACAUCAAUCACCCAGCUUACAUCCCAUACGAAGGAAUCGCCCACCAUUGGAAACUGGACAACAUCUACGGACGUUUAUUCAACAUUUGGAACUACAUGGCAGUAAUCUUAUACAAACAGUUCGCAGUUCGUCCAUUUUUACAGAAAUUCCAUCAAGAUCAUUCCAAACAGCUGAGUUCAUUGGGCUCAUAUAUGGAUAUGGGACCUGCGUUAAACUUCUACAAUAAUCAUCCUUGUUUCAUCUCCAGACCUUUGACUCCAAAUGCCAUCGAAGUUGGUGGCAUACACAUCAAGCCAGCUAAACCUUUACCUAAACUUAUUGAGAAAUUCAUCGACGAUGCCAUACAUGGUACAAUUUUGUUCUCAAUGGGGUCUUUGGUUAAGGCUUCUUCUUUGCCACCCAAGACGUUGAAAGCUUUCCGAGAAGCGUUUGCUGAAAUACCUCAAAGGGUGAUAUGGAAAUUCGAAGAUAGGAUGGAGAAUUUAUCCAGCAACGUAAUGGUUCUCGAUUGGCUGCCACAAAGAGACAUUUUAGAACACAAAAAUGUAAUCGCUUUCAUCAGUCACUGUGGCCAAGGAGGUGUUAACGAAGCCGUCUACACAGCAACUCCAAUCGUCGCUUGUCCCAUAUUCAACGAUCAAAUCAUAAACGCUGAUAUUUUACAAAAAAAAGAAGUAGCAGUAAACUUAGUAGACGUAGUAAACAUUUCAAAAAAAGAUAUUCUAAGGGCAUUAAAUUCAAUCGUUAAUGAUACGAAGUAUUACAACAACAUGAAGAAAUUCUCGCGUAUUUUUAAAGAUCGUCCAAUGACACCACAGCAAAGCGUCGUAUAUUGGACCGAGUACGUCGUGAGGUACGAUGGCGCUCCUCAUUUAAAAUCCGCUGCCAUGCAAUUGGACUGGCAUCAGUAUUUGUUAUUAGAUAUUGCAAUUUUUCUAAUUUUCAUUUUAAUUAUUUUCUCAUUCGUCGUGUAUUGUAUUAUUAAAUUCUUGACUCGUAUUUAUAGUAUCAGUAUAUCGAAAAUUUUUAAUGUACAAUAUUGCAAAAAUAAAAUACUUUAGAAAUUAUA